Molecule: messenger RNA, 498 nt
Organism: Medioppia subpectinata
Lineage: Eukaryota; Metazoa; Arthropoda; Arachnida; Sarcoptiformes; Oppiidae
Source: the annotation of a GenBank genome assembly
AUGUCUUUGAGUCCGUUUUUGCCGCACCGAUGCGGCCGUAACUAUUGGGAUGUCUGGGAUUGGCCGCAGUCUAUCUUCGGGCAACAUUUCGCCCUCGAUUGGAAUGAAGUCGACCAUUGGAUUCAAUCCCGAGUGGACGGACGUAUGGGACAGUUGACGGGACGCAGCGGCCAAUCGCAGGUCUCCAACACCUCUGACCAGUUCUCCGUACGACUCGAUUGCAGUCACUUUAAGCCCGAAGAGAUCGAAGUGCGAACUCAUGACAAUUGGGUCUCAAUUCAUGGCAAACACGAGGAGAGAACUGAUAGUCACGGAUGGGUUAAACGCGAGUUCACCCGUCGGUACGCUCUGCCCGAGGGAUGCGAUGCCGAGACUGUUGUCUCACAUUUGGACUCAAAAGGUAUCCUCAAAGUGGAGGCACCGAAGAAACCGUUGCCACAAAUCAAAGACAACGAACGCGUGGUUCCCAUCGCUAUCACCGCCGAUGACGACAAGUAA